AUGGGUAUUUUAAAAAAAUACUUUAUAAUAUUUUUAUUAAAUUGUAUUUUAAAUGUUUCAAUAAGCAGUGAAAAUAAACUAAACAAUACUUAUUUCUUUGAUUUAUACAAUAUUUACGUUUUGGAACAUUCAUCUAAAGAUUUAUGGACAUGUAAUGAUAAAGUUACGAUAUUCAUUGAAAAAGAAAUUUAUGUUACAUCUGCUACAUGUUCCAAAUCUAGUAAUAUUAUCACUUUGACAUGUGAUAGUCAUAAGGAUGCAUAUCAAUUUGUUUCAUUACCUUCAAAUACUAUUAAAACUUUUAAAAUUAAAAUAUCUGUUGGCAAUGAAUCUUUUGAUGGAACAUUUGAUGCAAAUAUGACAAAUUUAAUGUCACCACAGAUUGUUCUUAUCAAUGCAACAAAUAUUUCUGAAGAUAUAUUAACAAAUUCUACAGAAAUUGAAAAAAAUUUUUUUAAUGCCUAUAUUGUUUUUAUGAUUGCUCCUACUAGUACUUUAUUUAAUAAAACACAAUCACAAGGACAAUUAAGUUAUAUUAAUGUUGUAUUUUUAAUAAUAAUAAUUGUAGCAAUAUUAUCAUCAAUAAUUAUAUUAUGGAUAAUAAUGUGGAAAUAUGCUAAAAAACGUUGUUGGAAGAAAAAAAAUAUUAAUAAUAAUACAAAAAAAAGAAGUACAAAAGUAUUAUAUAAUGAUAACAGUGCAUGGAUUGAUAUAAAUGAGUUACCAUCAUUAAAAAAUUUAAGCAUUUCAUGUGACAAUUUUAAUGAAUCUAAAGAAGAAGAAAAAAAAAGAACACGACCGCAAAGUAGUAUCAUAGAUAAUCGACCAAAAUUAAUGAAUAAAAAUAUCAAUACAUUUAGACAAGAAUCAAUUAAUACUGUCUACCCAGUUUAA
Molecule: messenger RNA, 894 nt
Organism: Strongyloides ratti
Lineage: Eukaryota; Metazoa; Nematoda; Chromadorea; Rhabditida; Strongyloididae
Exons: 2
Coding region: 1-894 (297 amino acids)
Source: RefSeq, a predicted model, not a curated record